AUGGAGAAUUCGAUCUUUGUUUUAUUAGUUGGACUAAUUGGAGGAUGCUGGGCGAUGAAUGAACAUUGCAAUAAUACAGAUUUGUCGGCAAGUGACUUCAUCGACUCCCUUUGCUAUGAUAAAUGGACAAGACCUAGCAAUGGUUCGUAUCCACUUACAGUACACGUCCGGAUGUACAUUUAUUUUGUGGGUGCGAUAGAAGCUCAAUACUUGCAAUUCACAACCAACGUUCUCAUAAGUUACAAGUGGAAAGACAACAGGCUGGCUAGGGAAGGAGGUGUGAUAGAAGGUGAGAAGUCUUUGUUAGGGAAGCUUUGGAACCCACAUUUAUAUGUUGUCAAUGAACUAGACAGCAAGAUUAUGGGGUCAGGAGAAGAUGUUUUACUCACUAUACAUAGCGACGGCACUGUUCGUCAGUCUACCAGGAUGAAAAUGUCAUUGUUGUGCCUUAUGAACCUCCAAAAAUUUCCAUUUGAUUCUCAAAACUGCCCUAUAGUUCUUGAGAGCUGGGGCUAUAACAAGAGCCAAAUUAACCUGGAAUGGGAGGAAGAUUCACCUGUCACUGUUAACUCUAAUCUGGAACUUACUGAGUACAAUCUAGCCUACACUUGGACAACUAAAAGUACCAAUUCUUACCUCAUGUCGAAAUUGGAAAAGCCAAAAGCAACUUACAGUAAAUUUUAUGGUGAUUACAGCUCCCUUACAGUUUUAUUCAGAUUUGAACGAGAAAUCGGUCAUUACAUUAUGGACUACUAUGUACCUAGUAUACUCCUCGUCGUCGUUUCCUGGGUUUCAUUUUGGUUGGAUCCUAAUGCAGUUCCAGGAAGAAUUACAUUAGGUACAAGUACAAUGUUGACGUUCAUUACUUUGUCUAGAAAUAUAGGAUCCUCUCUACCAAAAGUUUCUUAUAUUAAAGCUACUGAAAUUUGGUUCAUCGUUUGUACUGCAUUUAUUUUUGGUUCUCUAGUAGAAUUUGCUUUCGUAAAUACAAUAUGGAGAAGAAGAAAAAAUGUGGAGUUGAAGAAAGUGAAUAGUAAGUACAUAUUGAGAUCAACCCUGACACCACAGACAAAGAGAAAAGUGAUUCCUUCUAUAGAUAGGAACGAAUCAUUUACAUCUCUAGAAGAAUCGAAAAAUUCAAACUCUUCUUCAGGUCCUAAAUACAACAGCCAAUUAACAGUAAUGUCUCUAGGAUCGAUAAGCAGAGAUCCUUUCCCCUUUACUUCAUCAGAAUCUGAUGUUAAUGAGGGAAAAGAUAAUUCUACACCUCAAAAGGGUUUCUUCACUAUGACACCUCAGGAAAUAGCACAAUGGAUUGAUCGCAGAAGUCGGCUAGUUUUCCCUUGCAGUUUUAUUGUUUUCAAUUGUUUGUAUUGGACUUUUGUAUAUAUUGAAUUUUAA
Nezara viridula (southern green stink bug) is the source of this 1401-nucleotide messenger RNA. The record is from the annotation of a GenBank genome assembly. Lineage: Eukaryota; Metazoa; Arthropoda; Insecta; Hemiptera; Pentatomidae.